AUGGACAGCUCUCCCGCCUCGCCUUUGGCCCCCAGGGAUCCCAGCUCCCCUGAAUCUUCGAUCGGCGAACAAAUCGCCACUCUACAGGCCCAGCUUGCCGCUCUGCAGGCCUCGCAACCCGCCGCCGCCGCAGCCGCCGCACCCCCGGCCGUCACCGUCGUGCCGGGGAACGCCGCCACCGCAUCCAAGGUCGUGUUUCCCAAGCACGCUCGUCUGGACGGCCCCAAGUCGUUCACCAACUGGUUGCGUCAACUCCGUCUUGCACUCCCGAACCAGGUUCGUGGUUACGUUCUCGACGGUGUCGUUCCCCCGACCUGGACCGCCGACCAGCUUGCCGCACGUGACGACGCCGCCCGGGAAAUCAUCGUUGGCUCUAUCGACUCCGCCGACGUAUCGGCCACCCUCGACGCCAUCCCCAGCGACGACCUGUCGGCACCGCGCAUCUUUGCCGCUCUCAAGGCUCGUUUUGCACCGGACGACGCUACACGCACUCUCGAGUUGUUCGCUCGCCUUUGGGACUUCAGGAAGAUGCCUGCCUCCGUCGAGGCCUACGACACUUGGCUACGCGAGUACAUGUCGAUUGCUCAGGAAAUACGCGACGCCAAAACAUCGCUCAACGACGUGCUCGCCACCCACGUGCUCGCCAUGGUCCCGUCUUGCCUCGACAGCUUCCGACUCACGUUCACGGACGAGCAGCGAAACCGACGCGACCUUCCCGAACUCACGACGCUUACGGACCGCAUUCGCAUCCAGCUUCGUUCGGCAGGACUCUCGACCUCGCAUUCGGCCAUGCUUGCCACCAGCUCCCCCUGCCCCGCCUGCCGCGCUCCCGGUCACCGCCUGCGCGACUGCACUUCACGUGCGAAGCACCCGCCCACCGGCCCCUGCCGCCGAUGCCACAAGAAAGGUCACUGGGCACUCGACUGCAAGAACCGGGGUGAACAGGCACGUAGCAGCGACGACACCCAGGACGACACGUCUUCCUCCGCGGCCUCGCAACCGAACGUCGGCUAUUUCGCCUCCUGCCUCUUCGCUCGUCGCCAACUCCCAACUGACGCCUUUGUAGUCGAUUCGGGUGCCACGACACACAUGGUCGCCGACCGAUCUCUAUUCACGACUUAUCGUCAGACGGCACACACCAAGAUCGGCGGCAUCGCGGGCGGCAUCACGGCUAUCGGCAUGGGGGACGUGGCAUUCGUCGCCAAGACUGGACACCCGAUCACGCUCCGUGGUGUUCUUCACACGCCUGGCCUACACGUCAACCUCCUCUCUGUCUCUCGCCUCUGCGACACCGACCGCGUUCGUCUCGCCUUCACCAGCGACGGCAUCGACAUCGCCAAGGACGGCCGGGCCAUUGCUCACGGUACCAGGGUCAACGACGGUCUUUACCUUUUGGACGCGGAUCACACCAAGUGUCAGCAUCUUGCCUUCCUCUCACGCUCUGAGUCUCCCGUGCCCCUGCUUACCCUACACCGCUGCCUCGGCCAUCUUGCCCCAUCCUCUAUACAGAAGAUGAUUGCUGCAGGUUUGCUGGACGGGUUUGGGGCCGGGUACAGUGACAAAGACGUAGAGGAGUUUGUUUGCAAUGCUUGCCUUGGUUCCAAAGGUCACCGCCUUCCCUUUCCCGACUCUGAGUCGCAUUCCGCCGAGAGACUUGGCCUCGUGCACAGCGACGUCCUGUCGUUCCCCACUCCGUCCGACCAACGCUAAACGUUUCUAACGGGGGCGAUCGAAAACCGAUGUUUUCCCGACCUUGACUUGGCUCGCCGAAGUGGAGUUAGAGACGAACGCGCGGUUGAGGAUCCUUCGAACCGACAAUGGCGGGGAGUACCGAUCAAACGCAUUCACGGAGUUCUGCAAAUCCAAGGGCAUUCGUCGUCAAUACUCUAUCCCUUACACGCCUCAACAAAACGGUCGCGCCGAACGUGUCAACCUCUCCAUCGUCGAGGGCGUCCUCGCUCUCCUUGCGGACGCCCGUCUGCCGGCCACCUUUUGGGAUGAAGCGGCUGCGUAUUUCGUUUAUUGCAAAAACAGGUGCUCACACUCAGCUUUGGCCAAACAGACUCCAGAAUCCGUUUGGAACGGCCAACGCACCACCGCCACCGCCCUCCACCCGUUCGGCUGCACAGCCUGGCUCACGGUCGCCCCGGACCUUCGCAGCAAGCUCGACCCCAAGGCCGCGCGCGUGAUCUUCACAGGUUACGACCUCGCCUCCAAAGCUUUCCGUUUCUUUGACCAUUCCAUCAACAAGAUUGUACUUGGUCGCAAUGCCACCUUCCUCGACGACGACUUCCCCGGCCUGCCAGUCACCACGCCCGUCGAUGCAGACGACACCGACCGUCAGUUCGUCGUUCCCGCCGACACGCCCGCCCCUGCCGUCAAGACGAGGACCCCACUAGUAAGGUCGGCGCACAUGGACGUCUCAUCCUCCCUUGAUGAUUCUGCCAUGAGCGCCGUUGACGUGGCCCCAGGGUACACUGGCGGAACCUUACUUAAUUCCACAGAUACCGAAUCGUCCUCGUCACCGUCUCCUGAGCCGUCCUCGUCACCGUCGCCCACAAACCCUUUGUCACCGUCGCCUGCGCUGUCACCGUCGUUGGCAGCGUCAUCGUCACCCUCGGUCUCACCGACCGACUCUGACUACUCCGCCGACCCUCUGGACCUCAUCGGCUCACAGACCCCGACUCGCCUUGGCCCACCGGACGUGCACCGCCCAGACUUCAGCACGUACCGUGAGCCCGCAUCGGCUGAGGAGUCGCCCGACGAACUCGACAUCAUUGGGCGUCACUCGCGCGAUGAAUCGCCGGAUGAAAUCGAUUUCCUCACCCAACACCACCGCGCCUUCAUCGCCACAGACGACGACGACCCCACCCUCGACGCCAUCGAGCCCGUCAAAUCGAUCACUAGCGACCCCCAGACCUGGCGCGAAGCAAUGUCCAGCGACGAGCACAACAUCUGGGCUGAGGCCGCCGCCGCCGAGUUCACCGCCAUGCGCGACGACUUCAAGGUGUUCACCAUCGAGCCUCGCUCAUCUGUACCGCCGGGCGCCACCAUCGUCACCUCCAAAUUCGUCUGGAAGACCAAGCGCAACGCAAGCGGUGAAGUCACGGGGCGGAAGGCACGUCUUGUAGCGCAGGGUAACCGACAGCGCGACGGCAUCGACUUCUCAGAAACCUUCGCACCCGUCGCCCGUUUCUCCUCCAUUCGCUGCCUCCUGGCUCUUGCCGCUGCCAAUGGCUACCACGUUCAUCAGGCCGACAUCGACAAGGCUUACCUCCACGGCGAGCUCGAUCAUGAUAUCUGGAUGACGACACCACGCGGUUUCGACUUCCCGAGCGAUAAGGUUCUCCGGCUGCGACGCUCAAUCUACGGUCUCAAGCAGGCCGGUCGCAUCUGGAAUCGUCACAUUGACACAUCACUCAGGAAUCUGGGGUACAAGGCAACAGGCACUGAUCACUGCAUUUACUCUCGCAUUGACGAUCAGCAGCGGCCUCACUAUAUCGCCUUGUAUGUCGACGACCUCCUCAUUGUCAGUCCAGCCCUCGACGAGAUCGAACGUGUCAUCUCCGGCCUUGAACAGCGGUACGGCGUCAAACGACUCGGCCCCGCGGAGUACAUCCUCGGAAUCCAAAUACGCCGCCUGGACGACGGUUCCAUUGCUCUAUCCCAGGAGCGCUACAUCAUGGACGUGCUGGCCCGUUUCCACUUCGACACCACGACACGCGGCACUACGGUGCCGAUGACGCCCGGCCUCUCGCUCACGGCAAUUCCGGGUCAGGGAACGGAGCGCAUUCGUUCGUGGUACCUACAGGCCAUCGGCUCCCUCCUCUACAUCUCCCUUGGCACUCGACCCGACAUUGCCUUCGCCGUCUCGUACCUGUCCCGGUUCGCCAACAACCCCGGCCGCCGCCAUUGGAUUGCCGUCAAACACGUCCUUCGCUACCUUCGCGCCACGUACCGCGAUGAGCUUCUCUAUGCCCGCGGCCCAGCAAAAGUCACGGGUGUGGUUGGUUAUUCUGAUGCGAACUGGGGCGCCUGCGUCGACACAUCCAUUUCAACGAUGGGCUACGUAUUUUACUUGGCAGGCGCCGCUGUCUCUUGGUCGUCGAAGCGUCAGACUCGGGUAGCGGAUUCCACCACUGAUGCCGAGUACCUGGCCUUGUCGCACGCGGGUAAGGAAGCGAUCUACCUUAACCAACUCCUCUCCGAGCUCCACGUUUGCCCAAUCGCUGCAGCUCACAUCUUCACCGACAACGAGGCCGCGGCCGCCGUCGCUCACGACCCCGUUCGCACCUCCGGCACCCGGCACAUUCGCCUCCGCGAGCAUUUUGUCCGUGACAUGGUCAAUCGAGGUGAUAUCUCUCUCUCACACGUUGGCACAGCAGACAUGGUUGCGGACGUAUUCACCAAAGCGCUAGGCCCCAAGAUUUUUGGUACACAUUGCUAUGCUCUAGGCCUCCGGACGCGACAUCCACGGCUCAAGUCUACCUCGCGUUCGCGUGGGGGGGGUGUGAGGAAUCCACUCUCCGCUCGGCUCAGGACUUAGGCGCGCGGAGCGAACCGGGCGCGGACUUAGGCGCGCGGAGUGAGCCGGGCGCCCCGGCCCAGGACUUAGGCGCGCGAAGCGAGCCUGGGACUUAG
This is a messenger RNA of Microbotryum saponariae, 4641 nucleotides long. NCBI's taxonomy places the organism in Eukaryota, Fungi, Basidiomycota, Microbotryomycetes, Microbotryales, Microbotryaceae. The record is from the annotation of a GenBank genome assembly.